This is a messenger RNA of Mya arenaria, 5012 nucleotides long. Its product is annotated as 6-deoxyerythronolide-B synthase EryA2, modules 3 and 4-like. The transcript has 8 exons. Gene Ontology annotation, biological process: fatty acid biosynthetic process. Gene Ontology annotation, molecular function: fatty acid synthase activity; 3-oxoacyl-[acyl-carrier-protein] synthase activity. NCBI's taxonomy places the organism in Eukaryota, Metazoa, Mollusca, Bivalvia, Myida, Myidae. The coding region runs from base 6 to 5012 and encodes 1668 amino acids. The record is from RefSeq and is a predicted model, not a curated record.
GGGAAAUGAAUGACGAGGAAGCAAUUGCUAUAGUUGGUAUAGGCUGUAGAUUUCCCGGAGCAGACAAUGCUGAGGAAUUCUGGCGCGUGCUUGUUAACGGUGAAAACCAUGUGAAAGAGAUACCAAAGGACAGAUGGAACAACGAAGCCUUCUACAAUGAAGAUAAAGAUGCCGUGGGGAAGAGCUAUGUUACAAAGGCAGGUCUUCUUAAGGACCAUGAUAUGUGGGACAACAAGCUAUUUGGAGUGAGUGAUGUUGAAGCAGCAAGAAUCGACCCGCAGCAAAGAUACGUUCUUGAAUGUGUCCACAUGGCUAUGGAGGAUGGGGGCUUCACAAGAACCAAGAUGAGCGGGACACAGACUGGCGUUUUUAUAGGUUGCAUGAACGACGAUUACAAGAUAAUGAGCUCACAAGACCCAUCAGGCACCACAAACUACAGCGCAACUGGUACGUCCACCACAGUAAUAUCUGCCAGAGUGUCUUACGUGUUCAACCUACAAGGGCCUUGUUUAACCGUAGAUACGGCCUGCUCCUCUGCAAUGAUGGCUAUUCACCUUGCAUGCCAGGCUAUAAGAUCAGGUGAUUGCUCUCAGGCUAUUUGCGGUGGAGUUAGCAGCAUCAUGUAUCCAGACGUGUUCAUAACAUUAAGUAAAGCCAGAAUGAUGUCAGCAGAUGGUAAGUGCCAGACCUUCUGUGAUACAGCCGACGGAUAUGCCAGAGGAGAAGGGUGCGGUGUGGUUAUUCUAAAGUCACUUAAACAGGCACUACAAGACCAUGACAAAGUAUGGGGAGUCAUAGUGACAGGCACAAAUCAAGACGGUAGAGCUUCACAACCCAUUACUGCGCCAUCUGGAAGCCAACAGAAGGCUUUGCUUAAGCACGUUUACACCAAAUACGACAUCGAUCCAUCAACUGUUCAGUACAUAGAGGCUCACGGAACUGGAACACCCAUCGGUGACCCUACGGAGACAAAUGCAUUAGGAUCGUUCUUUUCAGAAUGUCGAAGUCAAAAAGCAAAUCCUCUAUUAAUAGGAUCAGUAAAAACAAAUAUUGGCCACACUGAAUCCGCUGCAGGGGUAGCUGGUCUUAUCAAAGUACUCCUAAUGAUGAAGGAAGGGCAAUUUGUUCCAUCGCUUCAUCUUCAACGCGAUAAAGGGAAUAUCAACAAGGGAAUAAAACUUGAGAAACUCAACAUUGACAUUCCCGUUGAUGUGUCAGAAUGGAAAGCAAACGAAAUGGGACAACGUGUUGCUUGCGUUAAUUCGUUUGGGUUCGGAGGCUCAAAUUGUCAUGCUGUUGUUAAGAGUUCUGAGAUGCAUGGAAGUAAUUGUUCGAGUGCAGACACCACUCCACUUUUAUUCGGUAUAUCCGGAAUUGACAGGAAAUCACUUGAAAUCAAUUUAGAAGAAUUCAUCAAAAACAUUUCUGAAAGGAAAGUUGACCUCAAAGAUGUCUCAUACACUUCUCUAAUACGGAGAGAACAUUUCCUAUAUCGCACAAUUGUUGCAGGCUCAACAGUCGAGGAAAUUAAAAAAGAUGCACAUCGCAAAAUAACAAUGCCCCCACAACGAAAACAUACAAAUAUUAAUAUUGUGUUUGUCUUCUGUGGCGUUGGAACGACAUGGACUGGCAUGGGAUGCCAAUUUAUGACAAACUUGAAAUUCAGAAAAACAGUUCAAGAAAUCGAUGAGUUUCUACAACCUCUCGCGGACCUACGACUUACCGACCUGUUUAGCAGCCAGGAAACGCAAUACGACGAUCCAUUUCUCAAUCACGUUGCAAUUUUUGCUGUUCAGGUUGCUCUUGCAAAUGUAUGGAUAGACUUUGGAGUAGAACCAGACGUCAUUAUUGGCCAGUCCGUUGGAGAAGUCGCAGCGGCUCAUAUUUCUGGGCGCAUUGAAUUGGAAGAAGCUGUACGAGUCAUAGUUCAUCGAUCUAAGAUACUAGCCAAACAUCAAAAUGGAUCAAUGAUGGUGGUCAAAGGAGUAGAUAUGAAUGAUUUAGAGACGAUUUGCACACACCACAUCAAUACCAGUAUUGCUGUUUACAGUAGUCCCGUUGGUUGCACAUUGUCGGGCGACAGUUCAGAAAUAGAAGUCAUUAAGACACGUUUAGAGAAAUACAAGGCUACAGAAACAAACAGAAAUAUUUUGAUUAGAAAGCUUGGCGUUGCAACUGCAUAUCACAGCCCUUUGGUUGAAUCUUGCAGAGAAGAAAUCAUCGAAACGAUUGGUAAAAUACAACACAGACAAAAAAUCAAAUAUAACAUCAUUUCGACCGUGACGGCAGAAGUUGCUUCGGAUACAGAUUUCACAACAGGCGAGUACUGGGCCAAGAAUGUCCGACAACCUGUUUUGUUUUAUCAGAGUGUAAAACGAGCUGCAUCAAAUACAAAACAUAACAUCUUUCUUGAAAUUGGACCAAAGCCGGUGCUCAAAGCUCAUCUUGCAGAUAUUUUCGAGGAAGGAUCGUUUAAUUGUCAACAGUCAAUGAACUUCAACAAAGAAUUCUCAUGCAUGUUUGACUCGUUGUCGAAUCUUUUCCAGACUGGGGUUGAACUAAAUUGGAUGAAUUUGUUUUCUGGAUGGAGAAGCCCAAUCUCUAUACCGAAAUACAUCUUUCAAAAAUCAAAAACAUUGCAUGUGUCUGAAAAAAUGAAACAGUAUGUUGAAGGUAUAAAAUCCGACGGAAAUACUUCACAUAUGUUCAUGACAUCAAUGUUAAACGGAACAGAAACAAAAUUUGAAGCUCAUCUUUCAAAUUCAAGGACACCAUUUGUCUUUGAACAUCGCAUGUCAGGUACAAUUUUGGUACCUGGGGCAACAUACAUCGAUGCUGCACUUUUCGUUGGAAUGAAUGUUCUGGGAAAAAGUGCAUUUAGUUUGUCAGUUUCAGUUGACUUUGUCAACCCUGUAACAUUACAACCAAACGAUGAAUCUAUUCUUGACAUUUCAACAAGUAUAGAAAAAGGGUCAAUUGUCCAUUUCCGGUGCCGAAACAAAAUGGGGGUUGUUGUUGCAAAGGGAAAAGUAUUUCCUAGAGAGACGAAGGGAACGAAACAAGUACAGCUUCAAUCCCUCUUCAACAAAUGCCAAAAAGUGAAGGACAAAAGUUCAGUUUAUCAAGCGCUGAGAGGUUUGCAGUUUGAAUAUGGCCCCUCACUUGCUUUGAUUGAAAAAUCAUGGUGCUCUGCUACUGAAUGUAUUUCUGAAAUUUUCAUCCCAGCCAAUAUUGCAAGAGAAGUACAAAAGACCAUUAUUCAUCCUGCAAUUGUUGAUGCAAUGUUUCAGACUUUUGCAAAUUUUAUCAAUGAAAACCUUGAUAUUGCUUUGCCAAAGGGCAGUGAAAGAAUCACCUUGUUUGGGCCAAUCGAUCCAGAAGAGACAACGUUAUACGUGUACGUGAAGUUAGUAAGUCAAACUUACAACGAGUAUCACUUCAAUCUAGUCUUAGUCAAUCCUGGAGGAUCUGUUUUACUAGAGAUUCUAGACUUUUACACACGCACACUAGAGGAAAGCACCAAAUACAAACAUACCUACAUUGUCGGAAAGACGUCUCUUGACGUUUCUAGAACUACAGAACAAAGAGGAGGCAUGUUUUAUUCCACAAAGCCGCUGGAUAAUAAAACAUGGUUUUCAAAGUUUGUUGAAACUCAAGGAAUUCUUUGCAUAGAAGAAACUGAAAGCACUAUCGAACAGCAAAGCAAUCUUAAACCAUCAGCAGCUCUUUUUUACGCCAACCAGCCGGUUGUUGCGCAAGACAAUCUCUCAUCUUCUGCUGCUAGAGGAUUCUUUAGAUUCCGAGAGUUUCUUGGUUGGUGUCAGAAGAACGAACUGCAAUGCCCUAUAUACGUCAUCACAGAUAACACUCAAGACCAUUUCUACAAAACUCAAACUUGUGUGAAUGUAGAAGGCAGCCACAUGUGGGGAUUGGUACGUGCCUUACGCCACGAAAAAGUUCAUUUGGAUCUCCGCUUAGUUGAUGUCGAUGAAAACGAUUUGGAUUUAGACACGUUGAUUACCGUGUUUAGGUCAAGGGAUAGUGCAAACGCAGAACUGAUUGUAUCUGGAACCUCUGUGUACCAUAUCAGCAUUUCCCGUGUUCACCUUAACAACAUAGGCAGAACAAGAGAAAUAUCAAAGGACUUGGAAUCAAGUGCAUGUUUUCUAUCGAAAUCACUUGAACAUGUCAAAGAACCAUUUCUAGCUGAUACAAAGCUCCAGGAUGCACCAGCACAGGAUAUUAAUGCAUCAAGGGUUGCGAUAACAUCAAUGUGCCUUCAUCCUUUGACGACAUUUUUCCAAACGAUUGGAAUAGAUAUUCACGAAAUUUGGCCUGACAUAAUUUUUCAAAGCCACACUGUUAUAGCCUUAGAAGGAAAAGGGCUCUUGAAAGAAACCGAUUCCCAUGAUAUCGAGAUAGGUUUCUUAUACCCUGUUCCAGUUCAAUAUCCAAUUGUUCACAUACCGAAAGAAUGUACUUGGCCUUUGUCAAAAUAUUCCCCGACACCUGGUGUUUUACUUCAUGCCAUCCUGCUAGAAAAGAUUAUCCAAAACAUCCAAGACGGAUCCCACGUCCUUUUGUUUGGAAAUUCAACUAUGAAUGGGCAAUGUGUUAAAGACGUUUUUGUUCAAAUGAGUGCAACGAAAUCAUGUGAAAUCGAAUUUGUUGAUAUAAAGAGCGUCGAACAUAUUCAAAGCAGUAAGGUUGGUAAAACUAUUGUUCCUCUCGUACGAUUUUCAUCAAUUGACAUCGACAAAGUCAUUAACAAAUGCAAAAACAAAACAAGCAUCGUGGCUUUAUCAGGAAAUGUAUCCGUCAAUCUCCAGGCGUAUAUUCGGAUGACUUAUCCAACAGUGGCCCUUGUUGUAGUUUCUCCAGCAGACAUUUUCGUUGCGCAAGGAUUGCGUAAAUGUGUUCAAUCCACAUUGCAAAACAUUUCAAGAAACGGUUUGGAAUCCAAUACAGACAUAGCCAAUAUGUUUGAAAACGUCCGUUGUACAAACACUUGA